Thunnus maccoyii (southern bluefin tuna) is the source of this 2784-nucleotide messenger RNA. It is a transcript of the gene klhl42, whose product is annotated as kelch-like family, member 42. Gene Ontology annotation, molecular function: protein binding. The record is from RefSeq and is a predicted model, not a curated record. The coding region runs from base 425 to 1837 and encodes 470 amino acids. NCBI's taxonomy places the organism in Eukaryota, Metazoa, Chordata, Actinopteri, Scombriformes, Scombridae. The transcript has 3 exons.
AGCAACAGAAGAAGAAGAGGACCCGGAAAUGACGCAAAGAGCACAGAACCAAAACAGUUAAAAUCUGACAGCUCGGCAGCUGACCGUCCUGCUAAAGGUUUAUAAAAUGCAAUGGAAAAUGUUACUGCCAGUGUCCGAAAUAAUUUACAUUAUGUAACCAACAACUUUAAAAAACAGGAGAAACUUUUUCUCGGACUGUGGAGGAAUGCUACAGCGAGGAAAAUGCUCUUUGGGCUACUUUAUAGCUGCAGCAGCUCUUCUCUAGCUUGCUCCAUGGCGAUCUAUGGGCUGAACAUUACCAUAUAUAGCCCGGCCACAGACCUCCCUCGCCGGUGAAAUGUAAACGGUGAGUUACUCCGUAGGGCAAGCAAUAACAAAACCACCAGUAGAAAAGAAAGACAAGAAAAAACACCAAGCUUCCACCAUGUCAUCUGACCAGAUUAUCGCCAUCGUCAUGGAUGACAAAAUCUUCGAGGUGAAUAAAAAGAAGCUAAUAGAGAAGAGCGACUACUUCCGCGCAUUGUACAACUCGGGCAUGCGGGAGUCCACGGAGGACUGUGUGCAGCUGCAGGGGCUCAGCGUCCCCGGCCUGGAGCUGGUCCUGGAGUUCAUCAACACCUCCAAGGUGCAGGUUGUCAACGAGACUCUAGAGGACCUGAUUGAGACCGCCUCCUUCCUGCAGGUCACUUCCAUCCUCAAGCUCCUCACCUCAGAGAUCCGGCAGGACAACUGCGUGGAGCUGUACAGCCUCUCUGAAGUGUACGGCACUCAUGAUCUGCGUAACGCCUGCCUCAAGUACAUGACCUGCUACUAUCACCCCAUGCUGAGGCGUCCAGAGUUCAGCAGCCUGCCCUCUGCUGUCAGAGAGCAAGUGAAAGAGAUGCGCAUGAAAGGCACCGCCACCCUGGUGGCCAUCGGGGACUUCACCUGCUUGUCCCUGGACGUGCCAGACCAGGAUGAACCCUGGUCCAUGCUGAGGUACGGAGAGGUGGAGCAGCGCUGGAAGCCGCUCGCAAACAACCUGCCUCCAGACAUGAUCAACGUCAGAGGGUACGGCUCAGCUGUCCUGGACAACUACCUGUUCAUAGUGGGUGGAUACAGGAUGACGAGCCAGGAGAUCUCUGCAGUGCACUGCUACAACCCCUGUAGGAACGAGUGGAACCAGGUGGCUCCGCUCAACCAGAAGAGGUCCAAUUUCAAGCUGCUGGCGGUUCAGGGGAAGCUGUACGCUGUAGGAGGCCAGUGUCUGGGCACGGUGGAGUGUUACAGCCCGGAGCAGGACUGGUGGACCUGUGUGUCCUCAAUGCCCGACCCGUUGGCUGAGUUCUCCGCCUGUGAGUGCCAGGGAAUGAUCUACGUCAUGGGUGGAUACACUGCGAGAGACAGGAACACAAACCUCCUCUGUUACUGCCCCACCUCUGACACCUGGACGGUGUUUCGAUCCUGUUCGUCGCACAUCCGCAAGCAGCAGAUGCUCUCAGUGGAGGACACCAUCUACCUGGUGGGUGGCUACACCCACGAGCUGGAGCCCGGUCGGCGGCAGCGGCGUCCCAGCCAGACGGAGGACGUGCUGACGGUGCAGUCCUACAACGUCACCACCGGGGAGUGGAUCCAGCUGAAGGAGAACACGUCCAAGUCGGGCCUGAACCUGACGUGCACGCUUCACAACGACGGCAUCUACAUCAUGAGCCGGGACGUCAGCCUGCCCACCAGCCUGGAGCACCGCGUCUUUCUCAAGUAUAACAUCUUCUCCGACGCCUGGGAGGCCUUCAGGCGCUUCCCGGCUCUGGGACAGAACAUGCUGCUGUGUUCGCUUUACCUCCCUAACACGCUAUGAUCGUCGGGGCUGAUGGGAAGAACUUCAGGGGACACUAACAGGGAAAGUGAAGCCCGUACAGCAUUAAUAUUGGCCAGAGCGUGGCUUGCUUGUUCUUGCACAGAAUGUGGCUCUGUGGGAUUAGUGGGAACAGUGUGUGGUUGCCAGGUUGAACGCCUCGUGACCUCUGUGCCUCAGAAAACGCACUACCAUUGUACAUACUGCUGUGGAUGCAAAUACAAAAGCUACAUUGACAAGUAUGACACUGAUGAAUUGCCAUGGCCUGUAGAUCAACAGCAUCAUAACAGCAUGCUUCUACAUCUAUAGGCCGCAAUAUUCCUGAUGUUUACACUCCAAAUAUGGCAUUGACACAUUACAUAUUUAUCCUUAAUUCACUACCAACCUUAAAUUAUCUCAGAAACAAAACACAUUCUUGUCUUUGUGUACUGUACAUAGCAGAUAAUCAUGAAAAAUGGCUUUGGUUUUACACUGCCAGUUUCAUGGGAUUUGAAAGUUAUUGGCUCAUGUGUUAUUUGCACAUUUGUUUUAUUUUUCAGAGAUACACUAAGCAAAGCUUAAUGCGCAAUUCCAUGAAAUGAAACGAUGCACAUGUGCCUUCUGCAACCUCAGUUAGGAAUUUGAUACAAAUAAAAAUAAUAAUAAUAAAAAAAAAAAAAAGCACAAAAAGCAAGACUUUGUUACAUUGCCAGCAACUGACCAAAACUGCUGUGUUUUAUUUUUCCUCUGUGCUAGAAGCAGAUUUUCAGUUCUUCGGUUGAAUAAUUAGUGUAUGCAGACAUGAAAAUACACGCCUCAAAUAGAGAUUAUUUUCUGAAACUCUUGGGAGUUUUGAGUAAAUACAACACUUAACGAUGUUUUAUUUGGUGGAUUAAAGCUUCUCUCUGCGUUACUCAUAUGUUUGACACUUUGGAAAAUUAGGCCAUGACAAUAAAGAUGAUGUUCAGGGG